GUGUUGCGAUGUAUUAAGGACACGAAUAAAGCGUGAGUACUCACAAGGAAAUGCAAUGACAAUAUUGUUGUCCGUGACACCUGGUUCUCGAGUCUUUCCGAGUCGAAUGCUGUUGUAGUGCUCCAAUCAGAUUGUCAGCCUCAGGAGGACCUAAACAUCCACAGCGCAUUGACAAUGCACUGCGCGUGUUUGCAUCGCGGACUCGCAACAAGAACGAAUAGCUCAAGCGUGCAUGCAAAGCUGAAUGCAUCGGUCCAAAGGACCAUCGUCCCAUUUAGUGAAUGACGGUGGUCCACAGAAAUUGUUUCCUCAAAGGAAGGCCCCUGCAGUGGAAACACGUCUCGAGGGGUAUGCCUUCAAAGCGGCGCUGGACGAGCAUAUAAAUAUUGGUUCGGUGGCCUUCAUCCUCUAUCCCUCACCCACUGCACCUACUGCCACUGCGACCUCGUACACACACUCUAACAUUUUAAUCAACCAUUUGUUGACCCCGAUGAGAAAAUUCAUUCCCCACGUCUCCUCAUCGCAUGGUUCCGAUUCUUCCAAUGCAACCCAAUACACGCCAAACACUUGUAAGUAUAUGGGUCGAUUUCGCUGGCCCCAGCCCUCACGCAUUCCUUUUCCAGGCUCCUACUACCCGUAUGGUGUGUCAGCUAACGGGAUGCAUAGUGCCCCUCCCGCAUACGCGCCCGUUGCACUUUCGCCUGGUGUGGGUGCUGGAUUCGUGGAUCACGCGUUCCAAACGGGACAAAAUGGUUAUUUCCCCCCUCCAGGAGCCGAUGUCUCGUGUGCCACUUAUGGUGGUCCAUACUCACUGCCAACUGCGGCUGCUCAUCCCCCACAAGACCCAUCCGCGACCCCUCUGUACCAUCAACCUAUUUCUUUUCCAGGAGCCGCAAACCCUUACGCUGCACUCGUACCGCACCAAGGAUACCUCCACCAGAAUCACGGGUCUGUGCUCGCAACGGGCUCUGCAUUUUCGUCUCUCCCUCAAGCACCACGUAUCAAUCAGAAGCACGUCGUGGAACACCUCCAUUACCACGACGUCAAGCAAGCCAAAAUAGCUCCCGGCGGAAUGAAGAACGACCCGUUAUUUACACCAGUGUUAGAUCGACUUGGUCAACCAAACGGGACAUUCGUGUGUUCUAGGGACGGCAUGGUGCUCAAUCCUGGAAGCUAUCUGAAGCACCUCAAGACAAAAAAGCACCUAGGCUUCAAACUUGAGAAAUUCAAGUGCUCUGGUUGUCCCAAAACGUAUACGAGACGCGAUGCGUACAAGAGGCACUUGAUCAAUAGCAAGUGUGGACAAUCGACAGCUGUGGACGCUCUGCUGCCAUACUCAGCUAGUCAGAACUCCACGAGUUCUGCUUCUGCUGCACCUGCAAUGGCACCUACCACUGCGCUCACUCAUUCUCACCUGUAUAGCUCCAUGUUCGCCGAAGACGACAAUAACGACGACACUGAUUUUUAGGAGGCUAAUGAGAUAAAGGACGGCCAUGAGAUGUAGCCAUAUUUCAAUUCUGCUACUGACUAUUUUCUUUCUUGUAUUAUCUGCUGUUGUUCAUUCACUUGUCUUUCUACCUACUACA
This is a messenger RNA of Suillus plorans, 1586 nucleotides long. RefSeq lists its product as uncharacterized. Bases 245 to 1468 code for a protein of 407 amino acids. The record is from RefSeq and is a predicted model, not a curated record. Lineage: Eukaryota; Fungi; Basidiomycota; Agaricomycetes; Boletales; Suillaceae. The transcript has 5 exons.